Molecule: messenger RNA, 807 nt
Organism: Kluyveromyces lactis
Lineage: Eukaryota; Fungi; Ascomycota; Saccharomycetes; Saccharomycetales; Saccharomycetaceae
Gene: BUD13
Product: Bud13p
Exons: 1
Coding region: 1-807 (268 amino acids)
Biological process (GO): mRNA splicing, via spliceosome
Cellular component (GO): RES complex; U2-type spliceosomal complex
Molecular function (GO): RNA binding
Source: RefSeq, a predicted model, not a curated record
AUGUCACUUAACGAUUUUUUGGCGAAGUCUUACGGCUCAAAGCACGGUAAAGAGAAGACGAAAAAGUCUAAGGAUAAGUCAUCACACAGAAAGAGCGAUGAGUCUAAAAGAGUCACAUCAAGAAAUAUUGAUAUUAUUGACAAGGCUAAUCUUAUUACUGAAGAAAACAAGAAGGCUGCAAGCUCAAAUAAAACAGGAAAGUCUCUUUGGAAAAACCUUGAAACUGAAAAGUUGGAACUUGUACAACACGUUGAUGUCGACAAAAAGGACGAUAGUAAGGAAAGGAUGUCGUCAGGCGCCUUUGCUGGGUUACAGACAGCAGAAGAGAUGGAAAAGCAGAUCGCAGAAAAGGAAAAACUUUCUAUGCAAAAAUCAGGGCUUCUCAAGAAGAAUCAGAACACAGUAUAUAGAGACGAAAAAGGUAAGGUAAUAGAUGGAUACGAAGAAGAAUUGAAACUUCGAGAAAAGGCUAAUUUGACAGCGAAAGUACGUAAGGAAGAAGAACUUAAAAUACGAAAUAUAGGCGAAGUACAAAUAUCAAAACUUGAUCGCAAAACUGAGAAAAGUGCAUUAUUAUCAACCGAAGAUCCAUUGAAUCAAGGAAACACCCUGCGAGGAACGAAUACGUCACUGUUGGGUCGAAGGCUUUACGAGAAAAACUUUCCAGAAAAUCGGUUCGGUAUCGUUCCCGGUUAUAGAUGGGAUGGAGUUGAUAGAUCAAAUGGGUUUGAAACUAAGUGGUUUGCUAAGAGUCACGAUAUCGCUGAUCAAAAAAUAAAGGAACAAACAACAAACCGGGAAUUUUGA